AUGGCUUCUGAAUACUUUGUCUUCGAUCUGUCGUCGCGUUCGCUGUUUGCGACUGUUACUGUUGCAAUGGUUCAUUUCUGGUGCUGGAGCGCAGCGGCGGUGUGCACGACCUUACCCAUCGCAGCGAGCACAUCCUUGAAAAGUGCCAAUGAUUCAGAAGUGCUGGAAUAUGUCAAUCCUUUGAUUGGAAGCCAGGCAGGAGGCAACGUGUUCGCCGGCGCUACGUUGCCCUAUGGCAUGGUGAAAGCUUCCCCAGACGUCAAUGGCGAGAAUACAGGAGGAUUCUCCACUGAUGGCUCUCAAAUCACCGGCUUCUCAGCUCUCCAUGACUCCGGAACGGGCGGCAACCCUAGUCUCGGCAACUUCCCUAUCUUUCCUCAAAUAUGCCCCAGUAACGAUAUCAACACGUGCAAAUUCCCCUUGGGAGCGAGAGCUACCAAUUAUACCAAUGACUCCAUCAUUGCAAAACCAGGAUACUUCAGUGUAUCUCUUGAAAACGGCAUCAAGGCUGAGAUAGCAGUCUCUGAGCAUGCCGCUCUUUUCGAAUUUGACUUUUCUAGGGGCUCGAACGGAAAUGGAAGCGCGGAUCCGUUGAUCAUGCUCGAUCUCACUGAUCUCUGGGCUAGUCGGCAGAACGCAUCUAUCCACAUUGAGGCAGAAGAGGGAAGUGAAGGCGGAAGAAUCAAGGGAAAUGGAACUUUCCUACCCAGCUUCGGAGCCGGAUCUUACAUCGCAUACUUCUGUCUGGAUUUGAGCGGCGGUACAGUGAAAGACUCUGGCGUAUGGGUGAACAACCGGGCUGGCACCGAACCCAAAGAUCUAUACGUCACACGUGGCUUCAAUCUGUUCUACCUCGAAGCUGGAGGUUUUGUUCGAUUCAGAGGACCGAUAUCUGGACCAAUCUCCGCACGAAUGGGUAUCAGCUUUAUCAGCACUGAUCAGGCUUGCCAGUCUGCACAGGACGAGAUACCUGGGCCAGACUAUGAUUUCGAUGGUCUUGUGAGCAAAGCGCAGGACGCGUGGAGAAAGAAGCUCGCUCCAAUCUCUAUCGAAUCUGGCGGGGUAGACGAAAAUAUGCUCGUCAGCUUUUGGACUGCCGUCUACCGCACCAUGAUAUCACCGCAGGAUUACACAGGUGAAAACCCACACUGGACUUCAUCGGAACCGUACUUCGACUCCUUCUACUGCCUUUGGGACAUGUGGCGCGUGCAACUCCCUUUCCUUACCAUACUGGACCCUCUUCAACAGUCGCGCAUCGUUCGGAGCCUCCUAGAUAUUUACAAGCAUCGUGGUUGGCUACCCGACUGUAGUAUGAGCACCUGCAAAGGCUGGACGCAAGGUGGGUCUGACGCAGACAAUGUACUUGUCGAUGCGUACGUGAAGAAUCUUACCAAUAUCGACUGGAAUCUCGCAUACGAAGCGAUAGUCAAUGAUGCAGAAAACGAGCCACUCGAGUGGAGCGUCGAGGGACGUGGCGGACUUGCCUCGUGGAAGCGACUAAACUACGUACCAUACCUGGAUUUUGAUCCCAACGGGUUCGGCACAAACUCGCGGAGUAUAUCGCGGACACUAGAGUAUUCGUACAAUGACUUCAACCUAGCCACUCUUGCAAAAAGUCUUGGAAAAGAUACUUACAAGAAAUACAUCGCACGUGCGGGUAGUUGGCAACAUCUGUUCAAGGCUGAUCAGCCAUCGGAUAUCAACGGAACAGACACAGGCUUCACAGGCUUCUUUCAGCCCAGGUACCUAAACGGAACCUGGGGCUACCAGGAUCCGAUCGCUUGCUCUCCACUUGCCGAUUUCUGCUCCCUAACAAGUAACCCGAGUGAAACUUUUGAGAGUAGUGCAUGGGAAUACAUGUUUUUUGUACCUCACGACAUUGCCAAACUUAUCGAGCUACUCGGCGGAGAAGAAACCUUCCUUGAGCGACUCGACUUCUUCCACACAUCCGGCCUCGCAGAUAUUGGCAACGAGCCUGUCUUUCUUACAGUUUAUAUGCCGCACUAUGCGGGUCGUCCAGGACUUAGUGCGAGAAGAGCGCACUACUACAUACCCUCCCACUUUAACUCUUCGCUCGACGGGCUUCCAGGAAACGACGACUCGGGAGCCAUGGCGUCUUUCACUCUAUUUUCAACUAUUGGCCUCUUUCCCAAUCCUGGUCAAAACGUGUACUUCAUCAUUCCACCCUUCUUCGAAUCUGUCAGCAUCACCUCGCCCGCCACGAACAAGACCGCCACGAUAAAGAAUGUCAACUUUGAUAGGGGGUUUCAAAACAUCUACAUUCAGAGCGCCAAGCUAAACGGGGACGAGUAUAGCAAGAAUUGGAUCGGACACGAGUUCUUUACCGAAGGAUGGUCACUCGAGUUGGUACUGGGGAGGGAAGAGAGUUCGUGGGGAACUAGAGUGGAGGACAGACCACCGAGCUUCUCGGACGCGACUGGGAGCGUAGGUUAUAUGGAUUGA
Messenger RNA from Didymosphaeria variabile, 2463 nucleotides. RefSeq lists its product as uncharacterized. The coding region runs from base 1 to 2463 and encodes 820 amino acids. Gene Ontology annotation, biological process: protein quality control for misfolded or incompletely synthesized proteins; glycoprotein catabolic process; protein deglycosylation. Gene Ontology annotation, molecular function: carbohydrate binding; peptide-N4-(N-acetyl-beta-glucosaminyl)asparagine amidase activity. The transcript has 7 exons. Lineage: Eukaryota; Fungi; Ascomycota; Dothideomycetes; Pleosporales; Didymosphaeriaceae. Gene Ontology annotation, cellular component: cytosol; nucleus. The record is from RefSeq and is a predicted model, not a curated record.